GCUUUCAGCACACUAAAUCCUGGAGAAAUGGCUUUGAUGGGUGUGGAUACCAGAUGCUUGGGUCUCUUUCUUCUUUGUACAAUAACUGGCCACUCUUUGGAGAUAAAAGUUAAUCCUCCUCAGGAUUUUGAAAUAUUUGAUCCUGGAUUACUGGGUUAUCUCUAUUUGCAGUGGAAACCUCCCAUGGUUAUGGAAAAAUAUAAGGAAUGCCUACUUGAAUAUGAGUUAAAAUACCGAAAUGUUGAUAGGGACAGUUGGAAGACUAUAAUUACUAGGAAUCUAAUUUACAAGGAUGGGUUUGAUCUUAAUAAAGGCGUUGAAGGAAAGAUACGUACGCAUUUGUCAGAGCAUUGUACAAAUGGAUCAGAAGUUCGAAGUCCAUGGAGAGAAGCUUCUUAUGGAAUAUCAGAUGAAGGAAGUCUGGGAACUAAAAUUCAGGACAUGAAGUGUAUAUAUUAUAACUGGCAGUAUUUGGUCUGCUCUUGGAAGCCUGGCAAGACAGUACAUUCUGAUACCAACUAUACUAUGUUUUUCUGGUAUGAGGGCUUGGAUCAUGCCUUACAGUGUACUGAUUACCUCCAGGAUAAUGAAAAAAAUGUUGGAUGCAAACUUUCCAACUUGGACUCAUCAGACUACAAAGAUUUCUUCAUCUGUGUUAAUGGAUCCUCCCAGUUGGAACCUAUCAGAUCCAGCUAUAUGGUUUUUCAACUUCAAAAUAUAGUUAAACCAUUGCCACCAGAAUUCCUUCAAAUUAGUGUGGAGAAUUCCAUUGACAUUAGAAUGAAAUGGAGUACACCUAGAGGACCCAUUCCACCAAGGUGUUACACUUAUGAAAUUGUGAUCCGAGAAGACAAUAUUUCCUGGGAGUCUGCCACAGAUAAAAAUGAUAUGAAGUUGAAGAGGAAAGCGAAUGAAAGUGAAGACCUGUGCUUUUUUGUAAGAUGUAAAGUCAAUAUAUAUUGUGCAGAUGAUGGGAUUUGGAGCGAAUGGAGUGAAGAAGAAUGCUGGGAAGGUUACACAGGGACAGAGUCAAAGAUUAUUUUCAUAGUACCAGUUUGUCUUUUCUUUAUAUUCCUUUUAUUACUUCUUUGCCUUAUUGUGGAGAAGGAAGAACCUGAACCCACAUUGAGCGUCCAUGUGGAUCUGAACAAAGAAGUGUAUGCUUAUGAAGAGACCCUCUGUUAA
Molecule: messenger RNA, 1185 nt
Organism: Apodemus sylvaticus (European woodmouse)
Lineage: Eukaryota; Metazoa; Chordata; Mammalia; Rodentia; Muridae
Gene: Il13ra2
Product: interleukin 13 receptor subunit alpha 2
Exons: 9
Coding region: 28-1185 (385 amino acids)
Biological process (GO): cytokine-mediated signaling pathway
Cellular component (GO): membrane; external side of plasma membrane
Molecular function (GO): cytokine receptor activity; protein binding
Source: RefSeq, a predicted model, not a curated record